AAUAUAUCCGUCGAAAAUUAAAAUUUUCCUAAAAUAAAACCAUUCCAGCCAUAGUCAGUCCCUCAUUCCCGUUGCUUUCUCCUUGAGUAGACCCUUGCCGUCGUCGCCCUCUGUUGCCGUCGCGCUGUGUCCACCACCCUCGCCGUCGCGCUUUGUCCAUCGCCCUUUCCGUUGUGCUCUGUCCACCACCCUCAGUCAUUCACCUUCACUUUGUCUAAAAAAACACACAGAAUGGCGCGUCCCGGUCCCUGUCCCUGUCCGUUACAACCUGCGUUGCUUUUGGGCUCACCGUCUUUUCCCAACGCCAUUGCUUGGUCUGACGACAACCUCAUUGCCGUUGCUUCCGGUCACCUCGUUACCAUUCUGAGACCGGACUUGCCUAUUGGUGCGCCGCGAGGCGUGAUUAAAGUCUCCCCGAGUGAGCCUCUUCCCAUAGGGUUUGUAGAAAGAAAAGAUUUACUCUCUGGAUGCCUCCUGCCGACGGCUUUGUAUCGGGAUGAUAAGCCUGUUGCCCGAUCAAUAUCAUGGUCUCCGCUUGGCAUGGCUGCAAAUUCAGGGUGCUUGAUAGCUGUUUGCAACUCUGAAGGACAUGUGAAGAUUUAUCGUCCACCUUUUUGUGAUUACUGUGCUGAAUGGAUUGAGGUGGUGGACAUAACUAAAAGUUUGUAUGACUAUUUUCAAUGUACUGAGUUUCGAGGUACAAGGUUUGCUUCAUUGGAUGUAUCUGAUAAAAAUUCAUCAGAUCAAACAGAUUCUAUGUAUGAAGAAAAUGGGACAUUGUUAAGUGCUGAUCAAUAUGCUUCGCGUAGUGCAAUGCUAUGUUCACUUGUUGUUUCAUGGUCUCCCUUGCUGCGUUUAGCAUCUGAAUUGUAUCCAGUUUGUGAUUCUGUUAGUCUGCUUGCUGUUGGCGGGAAGUCUGGUAAAAUUUCUUUAUGGAGAUUUCACCCAACAGAUUGUUAUACCAUUGAGGACAGAGAAGUCCCAACUACUGUGAAGUUUGUUGGUCUUCUUCAGGCACACAAUUCAUGGGUUACAACUAUAAGUUGGCUGUUGUUUGCUUUUGAUUCUUCGAAUCCUCAAAUUUUAUUAGCUUCCGGAAGCUCUGAUGGGAGUGUGAAGAUUUGGUUGGCUGACAAUGACAAAUUGCUGAAAUCAUCAAAAGUGGAUCAAACUUCCUUCUCAUUAUUGAAGGAGGUUAUAACUGUCAAUGCUGUCCCAGUUUCUGUACUUUCAGUAACCACACAUGUUCAAUACCCUUCCAAGAUGCUUUUAGCCACGGGCAAAGUUUCUGGUUCAUUUGAAAUAUGGCUAUGUGACAUAUCUUCUGGGGAAUUUGAUAAGCUUGGCUCAUAUAAUGCACAUGAUUUGGUUGUUACAGGUUUGACCUGGGCAUUCGGUGGAAGAUUUUUGUACAGCUGUAGCCAGGAUAAUUUAGUGAGGAGCUGGAUUUUGCAUGAGAAUCGUCUUGAUGAAGUAACUCUCGUUUCUGAUAUGCCUCAUGACAGUUCAAUCUGCAUUUCAAGAGAGGCAUUUGAUUCAUGUUUUGGUGUCGCAGUGUCCCCUGGAAAUCUUGUCAUUGCUACUGUUCAUUGUCUUGAUGUUGAGAAACUGAAUCGAAUGUAUGAAGGAAGGAUUCUGAGGGCAGCUAUUGAAUACUUUUGGAUUGGUGGGCUACAAGUGGAUGUUCAGCUGAAAUCUCCCUUUUCAUGUUACAUUGAAGGAAAUUCCAGUUAUGUGGAGAAAGAAUUAACUUAUUGGGGAACCAAUAUCAUAUGGUCUUUAAACCAAUAUCAAUGUCAUGAUAAGCCUCUGGUUCUUUGGGAUAUAAUUGCAGCAUUAUCAACAUUCAAGGAUAACAAUUUAAAAUAUGCAGAACAUUUACUUAUUAAGUGGAUCUCAUCAUCUUUUCUACAAUUAGAUAUGGACCUUUAUCCUGAAAAAGUUUUAUCAUUCUUCUCUUCAAGCUUGUCUGACAUUCCUUCUCGACUACUACACUUGCUCAAUAUAAUCUGUAGACGAGUAAUGUUAGCAGAGCUGGAUGCUGAUCAAAUAACUGGAAUACACAAAAACUUUCAAAAGCUGGAAGAGGUAUGUCCUGCCAUGGAAAAACAAAUUACUAAGUGGACAAAAGUUCUUCUAAGCAGUGAAAGAGAGCUCCGUGAAAGGCUUGUGGGUUUUAGUUUUUCUGCUUUCCGAACUAGCAUGUCCAAUCCAGAAACAAAUUCCAAAUCUGGUUGUUGGUAUCCUGUUGGACUAGCACAGAUGGAACAAUGGAUUGCUUUAGAUCAGGAACAUAUACAUGACCAGUUAAAAGCCAUUGCAUCAGAAGUUAAGCAUGAGAAAAGGUUUCUGAGCAGUAGAUGUUCAGCAGUGGAGACAUGUAGUUUUUGUUCAGCAUCUGUUCCAUUUGAAUCCCCUGAAUUUGGUUUUUGCCAAGGUGAAAAUUCUACUAGUGGUGAUGUUAAGAAUCACAGGUUAUUGAGAUGUGUUGUUAGUAUGCAGGUUUGCCCCACUACUCCCCUAUGGUAUUGUGUUUGUUGCCAUAGGUCAGGGUUUAGAUUGGCACCAGAACCACUUUUUAGAAUGUCUUCAUUUCAUCUAGAUUCAGACUCUUCCUCUAAAUCUUUCACUCAAGCUGUAUCCUCAAAACCAUUCUGUCCUUUUUGUGGGAUACUGCUACGGAGAAAACAACCAGACUUUCUACUUUCUCCUACUCCUGUAUAAGAAUAUUUAAUAAUUAUUUUUAUAUAAGUAGUUUAUUUUGGUUGAGA
Glycine soja is the source of this 2771-nucleotide messenger RNA. RefSeq lists its product as uncharacterized. The record is from RefSeq and is a predicted model, not a curated record. Lineage: Eukaryota; Viridiplantae; Streptophyta; Magnoliopsida; Fabales; Fabaceae. Gene Ontology annotation, cellular component: transcription factor TFIIIC complex. Gene Ontology annotation, biological process: transcription initiation at RNA polymerase III promoter. Gene Ontology annotation, molecular function: histone acetyltransferase activity; protein binding. The coding region runs from base 232 to 2724 and encodes 830 amino acids. The transcript has 14 exons.